Trichosurus vulpecula (common brushtail) is the source of this 642-nucleotide messenger RNA. RefSeq names its product acid-sensing ion channel 2-like. Gene Ontology annotation, molecular function: ligand-gated sodium channel activity. The coding region runs from base 1 to 642 and encodes 213 amino acids. The record is from RefSeq and is a predicted model, not a curated record. Gene Ontology annotation, cellular component: membrane. The transcript has a single exon. NCBI's taxonomy places the organism in Eukaryota, Metazoa, Chordata, Mammalia, Diprotodontia, Phalangeridae. Gene Ontology annotation, biological process: sodium ion transmembrane transport.
AUGGAUCUCAAGGAUACCACCAGUGAAGGCAGCCUGCAGCCAUCCAGCAUCCAGAUCUUUGCCAACACGUCCACCCUCCAUGGCAUCCGGCACAUCUUUGUGUAUGGGCCCCUGACCAUCCGCCGCGUGCUUUGGGCUGUGGCUUUCAUGGGCUCCUUGGGCCUGCUGCUGGUGGAAAGCUCGGAGCGCAUCGCUUUCUACUUCUCCUACCAGCAUGUCACCAAGGUGGAUGAAGUGGUUGCCCACAGCCUGGUCUUUCCCGCCGUGACCGUCUGCAACCUCAAUGGCUUCCGCUUCUCUCGCCUCACCACCAAUGACCUGUACCAUGCUGGGGAGCUGCUGGCCUUGCUCGAUGUCAACUUGGACAUCCCCAAUCCACACCUAGCUGACCCCACCGUACUGGAGGCCCUGCGGGAGAAGGCUAAUUUCAAGCACUACAAACCCAAGGUCUUCAGCAUGCGAGAGUUCUUGGAGCGUGUUGGCCAUGACCUGAAGGAUAUGAUGCUCUACUGUAAGUUCAAAGGACAGGAGUGUGGCCACCAGGACUUCACCACCGUGAGUAACUUGGUUUUCGGUUCCCUUUGGGGUUUUUCUUUCCCAGCCAUGAAAGGUGCUUGGGGAGCUCGAGUAACUUGGUUUUGA